Molecule: messenger RNA, 1299 nt
Organism: Cryptococcus amylolentus CBS 6039
Lineage: Eukaryota; Fungi; Basidiomycota; Tremellomycetes; Tremellales; Cryptococcaceae
Exons: 5
Coding region: 1-1299 (432 amino acids)
Source: RefSeq, a predicted model, not a curated record
AUGGUGGCCAAUCUCGACUCGGUAGCAGCAUUCUACCAGCAGUGCCUGUCCAUCUACAAUACUAGCAUGGCUGUCGAGGCAACUGUCAUAGAGAGAUUGCAGGCUCUUGAGAAGAAGCAGGAGGCACAGGAGGCGAUGAUAGCUGUUCUGCAAGCGGCGCCUCGUCACACAGGUGGGCGCAGGAAGAAGAGGAAGCGGGAGUAUGAGGCUCUGACCAAAAAAGAUCAACAGCUAGUGACCAGACUCGUUGGUUUGGGGGGCGCCAAGUCUAAGAGCGAUACUGCUGUUGACAAGUGGCCCAAGCCCAACAACAACGGGACACCCUUCCUCGACGGAGAUGGACAGCAUGUAUGGCACCCGGACUGGUACGCAAAGGGGUCGGAAGCUUUUCGAGCUUUCCUUAGUGAAGCAGUUCGCACAGUCAUGGAUGAACUCAAUGAAAGUAUACCAUCACUUUCCAGAGAGGCUGUGGUGUACAGGGUUGAAACGUACUUUGACAGUAUAUCUGACAAGAAGAGGGCAAAGCUCAAGGAUGGUCCAGGGCACAACAUGGCAGCCGUUGUCAAGCGGGUUGAGAAGAGGGUUGAGAGUGUCAAAAAAUUCUACCAAGAGCACUACAAUGACUCACCUUUGGGCCGCUAUCGAGAGGGCGUUGCGUUGAAGCCAGCUUUCACCCGCUGGCUUGUCUGGACCGCCAUCGAGUGGUACCAAAAUCACCUCCGCCAAUCCAGGUCAAAGGUGCCCAACCUGGCAUUCAACCUGCCAUGGGCAAAAACCUCCUUUGCAAUCCAUUUCUGGCUUCCUGGCGACAGCGGCAGCGGGACAAACCGGUCAAGAGGAAAAGGUACUCUGGCUGACCAGAUGCCAGUCAGUUGUUUUUGGCCAAUGGUAGAUGAAGAGUUUGUGAGGGCUUGCCGUCCACAAUUUCGACGCUGUUUGCCUGACUUGGACCGCAUACCGGAAGCCGCUCCCUUUGACACCUCUUUGCCAAUGUUGGAGGAUUACCUCAAGGAGAAUCACCACGCGCUCUAUGACGUCGUUUGCCGACACCUGGAGAAGCCGCUGUGUCUCGACGAUGAGGACAUUCAGGUGCUUGCUGUCUUGCGGAGCGAUGCGCCUGAGGUCAAGUACAACCAGAAGCUUGUAGAAUUGCUGGAGAUGCGCCCUUGCCCGUGCUCUCUAUUGGAGGUUGACUUUGGUGACCCGGUUGGAGGUGAAGACGAGGUGGACAUGGUUGACCAGGCAGACAAAUCUGGAGAGACCCCCUGGGAAAAAGACAUGUUGAAUUGGAGAGAGUAG